AUGGAGGGCGGGUUUCAUGCGUUGGUGCGGAGAGGCGACGAGCGCGGGCUGAAGGCCGUGAUAGCCGAGAAGGAGGGGCGAGGCACGCGCGAGCUCAAGGAAACGGUCGGCGCGCGCGACCCCUUUGGAAACACGCCCCUUCACUACGCCGCCGAGGGCCGACACGACAUCGCCCUCCUCCUCCUCGCCUGCGGACCGCUCGUGAAUGGAGCGUUCGUGGACGUUGCAGACUACGACGGCUCCACACCUCUCCAUCACGGUGCGGCCAACAACGCUGUCGAGUCGGUACUGCUGCUGCUGGAGCACGGGGCCAGCAUCGAGGCCAAGGACAACGACGGAUACACCGCCCUGCACCACUCGGCCUUCAACAACUCUGUCGAGGUCCUCCACCGCCUCCUCAAAGCCGGGUCGGAUUUGAACGCGAGAGACGCACAGGAGGGCACUACAGCGCUCCACUUGGCCUCCUUUGGCGGUUACCACACCGCCGUGCAGCUGCUUGUGGCCGCCGGCGCUAACAUCCACGCCACAGACAACGACGGCGCCACGCCGCUGCACAAGGCGGCGUUUCAGGGCUCGCUCGACUGCCUCAAGUUUUUGGUGUCGCAGGGCGCGGAGGUCAAUCGAAAGGACAACACGCUUUCCACGCCGCUCCACCUCGCGGCCUACCAGGGCCAGCUGGAGUGCAUUCAAUUCCUCGUUCAGUCCGGCGCCAAGACAACUGAGACAAACAAGCACGGGAGGACGCCGCUGCAGUUGGCCAUGGCCAAGGGGCAUUUGAAAUGCGUGGAAUUCCUCAAAAAGGCGCAGGAGACCACUCCGGCUGCGCCCACGCCCGCCUCUCCUCGUGUGGCCCCCGAUGUCAGCGCCGCCCAGCACCACUCGCAGCGCGACAUUCCGACGAACAUGAGCACGGACAACGACGACUCGUCGGACCGCAGCUGGGUGUGGACCAGCGACGACGACGACAAUAACGAAAACGAAGAGCAGGGGUGGAUCUUCGACGGCAGCGGCGAGCGGCGGGCGGUGGUGCACAAGAACAAGAACUCGACGCACGAGGCCACCGCGCAGGCCACGUCGACAGCUGCCGCCGAGCAGCAGCCGCAAGAGAAGAAGAAGAAAAAGAAGAAGAAAAACCUCUCCGACCGGCAGAAGAAGGAGAAGGGCGACAAGGACCGCAAGCUGAAUGGCAUCGGGAAGAUGAUCAAGACUGCCUCGCUCGCCAGCUUCCAGCUGAGCCCGCGGAGUCGACGCAACGAGGACCUGUUGGAACGAUUCUCGAUGCUGCCGGCCAAGGAGCGCGAAGACCUGAAGAGCCACAGCUCUGACGCCAUCGACUCGAUCAAGGAGGUGGCGGGCGACUUCAUCGUGCGCGGCGGCAACGGCGGCGGCGGUGGCGGUGGUGGAUUCGAUAGGAGCGAGAGCGACCUCACCGAAAACGACGGCGAGAACGAGGCGACGCUCACCUCGUACCUCACCGACUCAGACGACAGCGACGACGAGUUUGGCGAGAAGGAAAUCGACUACUCCAAACUCGACAAAUACGGCUUCCUCAAGGACGAGGGGGAGACUUCCGAAUCUUCAAUGAAGCGACGAGCCAUGGAGGCCUCGCGAGCGCUCAAAUGGAGCAAGAUCAUUCAACACUGGGAGAUCUACAAGCGAAAGAAAAAGCUGCCCAAGCUGCACGGGCGGGUGGCCAAAGGCAUACCGGACUGCGUGCGCGGGACCGUGUGGAAGCUCAUCGUCAAUGCGCGAGGGGUGCAGAAGGAACUGGGCUUCAGCUACCCGGAACUGUGCGCCAAGGCGCACAACACAAAAGACGGGCGUCAGAUCGAUCUCGACAUCAAACGAACGUACCGCAAUCACUUCAUGUUCCGCGACAAGAAGGGCAUGGGACAAAAGGCGUUGUCCAACAUCCUGAAGGCGUACAGCAUCUUCAAUGUCGACAUCGGGUACUGCCAGGGCAUGGCCGACAUCGCUGCGCUCCUGGUCAUGUACAUGGAAGAAGAGGAGGCGUGGUGGACUCUUGUGGCGCUGAUCAGGCGAUACGCCAUGCAGGGCCUCUUCAGCUUGGGCUUUCCUCGGCUGUUCCAGUGCUUCUCCGUGCACGAAAAGCUGCUCCAGCGCUACCUCCCCGCUCUCCACGCUCACUUCGUACUUUUUGCCACCCGCAAGCUGCCCUUCGCUUGGCUUAUCAAUCACCCCAGCUGCAGUGAUACUUUUGUUAACGUUAACCGCGAUGGCCAGGCCAAGGCGGGCAUCGAGACAGCCAUGUACGCGACCAAGUGGUACAUGGACAUCUUCCUGGGCGCCCUUCCCUUCCCGGUCGUGCUCAGGGUGUGGGAUCUGUACUUGUGGGGCGGACCCGACGUGGUGUACCGAUUCUCGCUGUCGGUGCUGAAGCACUUCGAGAGCGAGCUGCUGUCGCUCAACUUUGAAGACGCGCUCUCCUUCAUCAACGAGCUCCCCAAACGGAGAAUCGACACCGACGAACUCAUCAAGGCCUACAAGAAGCUGCAGGCAACGAUCAAGACUUCGAAAAUCGUCAAGCUGGAGGAGGACUACGCGGCGGCCAACCAGGGGGUCAAGUUUCUGGUGGGCGCCAGGGACCUUACCAAGACAAUCACGGGCGAGGAGGCAUCGUCACCUCGCGGCACCAACAACGCCACUAAUGGGAAGAAGAGGCGAGCCGGCACCGUCAUCAUGCCCUUCUCCCCGACGUCGUCUGCGGCCAAGUCGUCGAGCGCGGCGUCGGCACCGCCUACUUCCUCCGUCUCGCUGCCCUCGUCGCCAUUACUCAGCGACACAACAGACCCGGCCGCAUCACCAGACCCGCAGGACAAGAAGGAAGCCCUCCAGAACCUCCUCAAGAGCAUGUAG
Acanthamoeba castellanii str. Neff is the source of this 2877-nucleotide messenger RNA. RefSeq names its product TBC domain containing protein. The record is from RefSeq and is a predicted model, not a curated record. Bases 1 to 2877 code for a protein of 958 amino acids. Lineage: Eukaryota; Discosea; Longamoebia; Acanthamoebidae. Gene Ontology annotation, molecular function: protein binding. The transcript is spliced from 15 exons.